CCAGCUUGCGCCGGAAUUACCGGGGUUCUCCCCAGCACCGGAAGUGAAACUGGCGGGUUUGCCUUCAAAUUCUCGGUGAGUGGAAGCAGCGCCCUGAGGCUGGUGACGGUUGGACCAGGCAGUGCUGGGUCCGUGAGCACAAAACAGGGUGGUUGGGGCAGGACAGGGCAGGCCCUCCUUCCUCGCUGCCCGGAGCCCCGCUCGGCCCUCCCGCUCCGCCUGCCGCUGGGCGGUUUCCUGAGGAGCCUCGGAGACACAGGAAUUUUAUCUGACUAGAAAGAAGUAUCCAGGACACGGAACCGUCAAAGAAGGCCUGGAGUGACUUCUGUGAAUUUUGGAACAUUGAGCCCUGGCCCUCAGAAAUACAAAAGAACAACCUAUAUAUAACUUAUAAUUGAGCAUGAGUCUUCUUAUGAUUAGUGAGAAUGUAAAAUUGGCCCGUGAAUAUGCAUUGCUGGGAAAUUAUGACUCUGCAAUGGUCUAUUAUCAGGGAGUUCUUGAUCAAAUGAACAAGUAUCUAUACUCAGUCAAAGAUACAUACCUCCAGCAGAAAUGGCAACAGGUUUGGCAGGAAAUAAAUGUGGAAGCUAAACACGUUAAGGAUAUCAUGAAAACACUAGAAAGCUUUAAACUAGACAGCACUCCAUUAAAAGCUGCACAGCAUGAGCUUCCAGCGUCCGAGGGAGAAGUCUGGUCCCUGCCUGUACCUGUUGAACGAAGACCCUCACCAGGACCUAGAAAACGCCAGUCGUUUCAGUACAGUGAUCCUAAACCACAGAGUAACCGUCCAAGUACAACUGUCAGAAUUCACCGUCCAUCUGCACACAGUGUUCACAAUGACAGAGGGAAAGCUGUUCGUUGUCGGGAAAAGAAAGAACAGAAUAAAGGAAGAGAGGAAAAGAACAAAUCACCUGCUGCAGUUACAGAACCAGAGACAAAUAAAUUUGAUAGUACUGGAUACGAUAAGGACUUAGUAGAAGCUUUGGAAAGAGAUAUAAUUUCUCAGAAUCCCAAUGUUCGAUGGGAUGAUAUUGCUGAUUUAGUAGAAGCGAAAAAGUUGCUUAAGGAAGCUGUGGUGUUACCAAUGUGGAUGCCAGAAUUCUUUAAAGGCAUUAGGAGACCAUGGAAAGGAGUGCUGAUGGUUGGCCCACCUGGCACAGGAAAGACCCUCCUUGCUAAAGCAGUAGCUACUGAAUGCAAGACAACGUUCUUCAAUGUCUCUUCAUCAACUCUGACUUCCAAAUACAGAGGAGAGUCUGAGAAGCUUGUUCGUCUUCUGUUCGAAAUGGCUCGAUUUUACUCUCCAGCCACCAUAUUUAUUGAUGAGAUAGAUUCCAUUUGUAGCCGCAGAGGGACUUCCGAAGAGCACGAGGCAAGCAGAAGGGUGAAAGCCGAGCUGCUGAUUCAGAUGGACGGUGUUGGAGGUGCUUCUGAAAAUGAGGACCCUUCCAAAAUGGUUAUGGUUCUGGCAGCUACUAAUUUUCCCUGGGAUAUUGAUGAGGCUUUAAGACGACGUCUUGAAAAAAGAAUCUAUAUUCCAUUGCCAUCAGCGAAAGGCAGGGAGGAGCUAUUACGAAUAAGUCUACGUGAGCUGGAAUUGGCUGAUGAUGUUGACCUUGCAAGUAUAGCAGAAAACAUGGAAGGUUAUUCAGGUGCGGACAUUACCAACGUGUGCAGGGAUGCAUCCUUGAUGGCAAUGAGAAGGCGUAUUGAAGGUUUGACCCCAGAAGAAAUCAGAAAUCUUUCAAGAGAAGAAAUGCACAUGCCUACAACUAUGGAGGAUUUUGAAAUGGCUUUAAAAAAGGUUUCUAAGUCAGUAUCUGCUGCAGACAUUGAAAGAUAUGAGAAGUGGAUAUUUGAGUUUGGAUCAUGCUAAAUUCUCACAUGUAAACUGUGAGAAACCUGUUUGAAUAACAAUUAAAAGUAGUAUGUCAUUGCAGCAAGCGCUAUAUUUUUUUAAAUUUUCAUAAUGGUAAGAGUGAAAAAAAAGUAUGAUUCUGAAUAAAAGAAA
This is a messenger RNA of Mesoplodon densirostris (Blainville's beaked whale), 2011 nucleotides long. RefSeq names its product katanin catalytic subunit A1 (gene KATNA1). The record is from RefSeq and is a predicted model, not a curated record. NCBI's taxonomy places the organism in Eukaryota, Metazoa, Chordata, Mammalia, Artiodactyla, Ziphiidae. Gene Ontology annotation, biological process: microtubule severing. The coding region runs from base 401 to 1876 and encodes 491 amino acids. Gene Ontology annotation, molecular function: microtubule binding; microtubule severing ATPase activity; ATP binding. Gene Ontology annotation, cellular component: microtubule cytoskeleton. The transcript has 12 exons.